Benincasa hispida (wax gourd) is the source of this 1901-nucleotide messenger RNA. RefSeq names its product protein phosphatase 2C 51-like. The record is from RefSeq and is a predicted model, not a curated record. Gene Ontology annotation, biological process: protein dephosphorylation. Gene Ontology annotation, molecular function: protein serine/threonine phosphatase activity; cation binding. Lineage: Eukaryota; Viridiplantae; Streptophyta; Magnoliopsida; Cucurbitales; Cucurbitaceae.
CUUCUCCAUCAUUCCCUUUCUUUUUCUCUCUCUUAUUUCAUGCAUUCACUGAACAAGCAGCAGCUUAGUAAUAGCAGCCGGAACUUCCUCCGACGGCCGGACGCCGGAAUGUGCGAUCCAACUACUAUGAUUAAAACCAAGAAUGCUCGCCGGAGACGGCUGAGAGUUCGUAAACUGAGGUACAAAUGGCAGAGGAAGGUGCACGCGUCAGAGGUAGGUGAGGGAAAUGAAUUAGGCGAUAAUGGAGUUUCCGAAUCAAAUUGUGAUGGAGUACUACUCUCUGAGAAGGAAUCGGAUUCGGCGUUGGAUUGUGGAGUGUACAGCGAGAUGUCGAUUAUAGGGCGGAGGAAGGAGAUGGAAGAUGAAGUGAGAGUGGAAUUGGGAUUGACGGCGAUUAAUGAUGAGAAGUACAAUUUCUUCGCCGUGUACGACGGACACGGCGGCGCUCAGGUGGCGCAGGUGUGCCGUGAGCGGUUGCAUCGGAUUGUGGCGGAGGAGAUUGUGGCUCGGGGAGAGAUGGAUGAGGCGGAGUGGGGGAGGUUGAUGGAGAGGUGCUUUGAGAGAAUGGACGACGAAGUGAAUAGCGGCGCCGCCGCGAUGAAGACGGUCGGCUCGGCGGUUGUUGCGGCGGUCAUCGGAAAUGAGGACGUGGUGGUGGCCAAUUGCGGCGAUUGUCGAGCCGUUUUGGCUAGGGAUGGAAUUGCGUUGGCCUUGUCUAACGAUCAUAAGCCUGGCAGAGCUGAUGAGUUGAAGAGAAUUGAAUCUGCCGGUGGGAGGGUCAUAAACUGGAAUGGCUACCGGGUGCUAGGAGUUCUUGCGACUUCAAGAUCCAUCGGUGAUGAAUAUCUCAAACCAUUUGUUAUCUCCAAACCAGAAGUGACUGUUACCAAGCGAACUGACAACGAUGAGUUCCUCAUACUAGGAAGUGAUGGCCUGUGGGAUGUUGUUUCGAAUGAAAUUGCCUGCAACAUAGUGAGGAGAUGUUUUGGAGGCAAAUUAAAGAGGGUUUCAUUAAAGGUAGCAAACGACAGCCAUGUUGCUGAAGCUGCAGCAGUGUUGGCGGAGCUUGCGGUGGCUCGUGGAAGUAAGGACAACAUUAGUGUAAUAGUAGUAGAUUUGAGGAAACCAAACCGUUCCUCUCCAUGAUGCAGCACAUAUAUAUCUUUCAACUUCUGCUUGCUGCCAUCCAUAGCAUUACCGGAAUCCAACGGUUUCAUGGUUUCGUGUAGACUUUUUCAACUCAACUCUACUACAAGCUUUCCGUGGAUUCAUUUUGACUGUGGAUAGAGGUAAUUCUAUGGCAAUCAUAUGCUAAAAUUGGCCGUAGAACCAAGUAACCGCAAUGAUAAUUAUAUAACAUCUAAUUCAUUUUCUUUAUAACUGGUUCUUCAAUGCAUAUCUUACAUCGAGUGGAUGUGCCUUUUUCCUAUGUUUGAGAAUCUCUGUAAGACGAUCUUUUUCUCAACCCAAUGGCUUUUAAGUUCUACCGAAUGAUAUUACUUGUCUUUCCAUUGCUAUAUUCUAGUACAGCAGCCAGCCUCAUUUUCCUUGGUUACAUUGAAGGGAAAAAAUGGUAAUCAAGAUUUACGUGAUGUACACACACUCGACUCGUAUGUAACAAACUAUGGAGGCUAGACUAUGACAAGUCGUAUAUCUCUUUAAUGGAGACUAGAAUAUGAAUAUGAUAAGUAGUGUAUCUCUUUAUUCCUUCAAUUUAAUCUUCAAGAUUUAUGAGUUUAUAGAAGAAAAAAAAAACAUAGCUCAAUUGCCAUCUGCAAUCAAGUGUGCAUCUAGUGUGUCUUAUCAACCUCGAAGUCAGAGGUUUGAUCUCUCCACCUCACAUAUUGUCAAAAGAGAAAAAAUAUUUUACGUGUUUAUAUAUCCUUAAUUAUGUUUAAUUA